CGUACAAGGCAGCCGCUGCCGCCGCUGGACUACUUCGCCCUCGCGCCGCUGCCUCCCGCCCCCGAUUCCCCUCGCGACUGCUCUGACUGCACUCUCGCAGAUCUCGCCGGCGACUCUACCCGACACGCCCCGCCCCUGCCCGGCGCCACCGCGCCCAGCCCGCAGCCGCCCAGUCCGCACUCGGCGGUAGGCGGCCGGCGCGCGGCGUUGUGCAGCUGCAGCAGGCCAGCAGCCAGCCGCCCAGCCCGAUUUGAGCUGCCGGUUCCUCUCUUACGAAUUCAGGUGUAAUAGCCCGCAUGAGGAAUUCAGAGUACUACACAAUUUCAUCAGCUAUCCUCACCUGUUACAGCCGUGGGCAGCCUCUGAAUCUUGAUGCACAUUCCCUUCGUCAGGGCUGCCGGCCAUGACAUUUGCUUGCCGUGCUCCUUUGUACAGUAGAUUGUAAUGUACCACUGCUGAAUUCUCUCCAGGAAUGUCACUACUUACUACUGAAUCAAUUGUUUCAGUUUGGGUCAAACAAUUGAUACACUGUUCUCAUUUUUCGAAUCAAUAAAUGUCAGUGUCAUAUUGAAGAACAUAAUGUCAAUCAGGACCACACGACUACAUAUUAUAUGCAUCAAAUGUGGAAGACUGAACACAUGGGCUGUCUUCUUUGAACUUUUCAAGGGUGGACCACCCUGUUUCCAAAUCCUAGAUCUGCCACUGGUGAUGAUGGCCAUGACGCUGCUCGCCGGCGCCGUGGGGACUGCCGGAGCCGUGUCCCCUCAGCCUGACUCCGACGCAGGGGCUGUGAUGGCUGUAUUCAAGUACAACUUUGCGGCGCAGUUCCUUUCGAGGAUCAUCCCCUUCCUGUACAACGGCUGGUUCGUGCGCCAGCUCAACGCCGACGACUGCGCGGCAUAUGCAUUGCAGCUUCCACUUUUCAUCAAUUGUGUCUUAUUUUUAAGCCGGGAGGGGUUUCGGCGUGCUUGCUUGCGUAAUAAUUCUGGGAGUGGUGAUGUGUUAAGUGACGAAGAGAUACUGAAGGUAGCUUGGAUGAUCAUCCCGUUUGGCUUGUUUGUGACUUUUAUCGGCAGUCUAUUUGUGUUGAGAAUAAAGAAACUGAAGUUAUCUGACCCUUAUGCAAAAGCUACAUUGAUCAUCGGAUUGGCAUGUAUGUUGGAGCUACUGGCAGAACCUUUGUAUAUUCUUUCCCAAACAAAGAAAUACUACAUAAUAAGAGUGUAUACCGAACCUACAGCUACUCUGCUACGUUGCCUAACAACUUAUAUCUUCAUAAAAGGACAUAUUAAAGUGGAGAAGCUGGUCGUAUUUGCUUUGUCUCAGGUCAUUUAUGCAGCCUGCAUUUUCAUUGGAUAUUGGACAUAUUUUCUUUUAUUUGCUAAUAUCAGAACUUUUGAUCUCCUUCCAUUCAGGUUGUCAACCCUGAUGGUCUAUGAUAAACAGUUAUUGCACAUGUGCAUAUUGUUUACAGGCCAGACUAUCAGGAAGCUGAUCCUCCAAGAAGGCGAAAAAUUUGUUCUUGUUUGGUUUGAUACUCCAUUUAACCAGGCUGCAUAUGGUCUUGUGGAUAAAUUAGGAAGUCUGGUUGUUAGAAUAGUUUUCCUGCCAUUUGAGGAGAGUUCUUAUGCUACAUUCACCCAGUUAGCAUCAGGGCAAACUCCUGAGAAUGUAUCCAAUCUGGAAGGUUCUUUGCUCGGAGCUCUUAAACUUAUUACGCUGAUAGGUCUCGUGGUCAUUUCUUUUGGUCCAAGUUAUUCAUACACCCUUCUGAAUCUACUAUAUGGAAGUAGAUAUAGUGAUGGCGAAGCUACAGCUGUCCUCCGUUACUAUUGUGUUUACAUAAUCUUCUUAGCAAUGAAUGGCACUUCUGAAGCUUUCCUUCAUUCUGUUGCCAAUGAAAACCAGCUUAAGCAGUCAAACAAUAUGUUGCUCCUUUUCUCAGCAAUUUAUACUGUUCUAAAUGUUGCUUUUAUUAAAUCCGCCGGAGCUGUUGGGUUGAUCGCUGCAAAUUCUGUCAAUAUGCUACUGCGAAUCUCAUAUUCUGCAGUAUUCAUCAACGAGUAUUUUAAGGGCUCAUUCUCCUUCUACCGCUGCUUGCCAGCGGGCUGGGGCGUUCUGCUCAUUUCUGGUCUGACCACAGCUUUCUCCGAGAGGAUGUUUCUGAAUAGAAAUAGGUUCAAGCAGACCCUUCCCAUUCACAUGGUGAUAGGCAUCAUGUGCCUGGGCUUCUCAUUGCUUGAGAUAUAUCGUGGUGAAAAGCAGUUCUUGAUGAGCAUCGUCAAAUCGUUGAAGGGCCACGACAAACACACAUGAACUUAUAUAUUUGGGACAAGUGAAUUUACCCCAGAUAUAUAACUGAUAUUGCCAUACAACAUACGUGUUGCAAAUACAUGUAUACUGGGUAGAGUACCCAAGAAAGGAGCUGGACCCAGCAGCUGGAGAGGCUUCUUAAAGAACAAAUCAAAUUGACCGAAAUCAUAGAUCGCCGCUCUGCAGAAUUGAAUUGCUGUGACAAGUUAUAGAGGCGACAUAAAGCAUAGAUCAUCUGGGUAGAUAGGUGAUAUAUUCUGUAACUUUUCUACAUCGGACUUGUUAAGAUUAAAUUGCCGCAUGGUUGCCAGAAUUUACCAUGUUGUGCCAGUCAGGUUUAUUUACCUGAGUUUCGAUGCAGAACUUUACAAAAUUUUCUUAAUUGUUUAACUAGUCAGCUGGGAAUGAAUUGUGUGGUAAUGAUUUUAUGUCUGACGAUUGUGCAAUUUCAAGUAGUUGAGUGGAUCAACUCCUUAAUUUCAUAAUGGACAUGUUAUAUCAACAACUA
Molecule: messenger RNA, 2821 nt
Organism: Triticum aestivum (bread wheat)
Lineage: Eukaryota; Viridiplantae; Streptophyta; Magnoliopsida; Poales; Poaceae
Product: protein RFT1 homolog
Exons: 16
Coding region: 580-2316 (578 amino acids)
Biological process (GO): dolichol-linked oligosaccharide biosynthetic process; glycolipid translocation
Cellular component (GO): endoplasmic reticulum membrane
Source: RefSeq, a predicted model, not a curated record